AUGGCUCGAAAGAAAGCACAUCUUUCAAAGAUGACAGAUGAAGAGGAAGAGGUCCAAGAAGAAGACGAGGAAACAGAACAACAAUCACCGAUGGAGAAUCAGGACGAAAUGAUGCAAGACGAUGAAGAAGAUCAUGAUGAUCAAUCAUCAUCAGAGAGUCAAGACUCCGAGGCCACUCACCAAAACACUCGACCUAAAAAGAAGAAGAAAAAACAUCACUCACAUGUGGUGAUUCGGGAUUUUAAAGGUGAUUUGGAAAAGGCAGGAGCUCUUGGUAAAAUUUCGGAAAUGGGUGUCUCUUUGGUCUUGUUAUUUGCAGCGAAGGAUGCAACUGUUCAUUUGGCACUCACUUGCAAAUGGAUGUACUCGGUGUAUUUGGGACUGAGAUCGUACAGUUUGGAUUUUAUUCGUUUGGAAUAUCUCAAUAGUAGGUGUACUCAGUACAAGUACCUCACCAGUUUGUUUACAGGUUCAUCGUCGGCCAACAAUUCUGAUCUGGACAGUGAACCGUCCACACGGAAGGAAAAGGUUCCAGGAAUUGAGAAUAUGAUCGCGUUUGAGCCUGUCGACAUCAUGAAGGAUGAUCCAACACUCAUAUUGCCAAACAAAUUUUCCCAAAGAAGAAGUGUUCUAAUUAAUCUGUUCCAAGAUUUUACACAAGAAGACAUUAUGGAAGGAAACGUCAUUCGUAAAGAGAGUCCUUUCCAUAAGAUGAAUCUAUUGAGAUGGCAGAAUUUUGAGGUUGAAAAUAUUGACGAGUUUAAAAAUAAGGUUCAUGACAGUUGUAGUUCCAUGGUUCGAAUUUUGCUUGAUUGUUUGUGGAGACAUAAUGCUUCCAACAAGGAGCAAUUCAUUAUUGCUGGAGGAUUUGUAUUGAAAUGUUUGAGAAAAGGCAAUCAUGAAUAUGGAUGGGGUGACACUUCUGAUGUUGAUAUUUUCUGCAUUCAAAACGGUGAGAGUAAGGAAAAGUGUCACUUUUCAUUGAGGAAAAUAUUAUUUGAAUUUGAAAAGUUGGCAAAGGAAGACGGUCAUACCUAUGCCAUUGUGAAGAAUAAUGGCUGUUUGAACAUUCAUGGAAAGUCAACCUCGAAUAUUGCUCAAUUCAUUUUGAGACGUGUUGAUACUAUUGAGGAGUUGAUGACAUUCUUUGAUAUUGAUUGUUGCCGUUUUUGCUAUGACGGUACCCAUGUCUACACAGUGAGAGAAGGUAUUAACAGCGUCUCGACAACUUAUAACUUUGUGUCUUCUGAGCACAGAGAGAAGGGAAUGUAUACCAACCGAGCAUACAAGUAUGGCAAACGGGGCUACACGACUUGGUUCACCAAUGACCAUCCUCUUGAUCAUUUUCAUGACUGCUCCAAAAAGAUUGCUCGAAUUAAUGAAAAACUUAAUUCUGGUGAGAUUGAGGACGAAAGUGAAUGUCUGUAUGGUGACGGAGUUGACAAAGAGGAUUUAGAAGGACUUUAUUCUGUCUUUAACAACCUAAGCUUAUCAUAUAAGCUUGUCAUGACCAUCAGAAGAAUUGGUGUGAAAAAUUUUUUGGCAAUUGGUUGGGAAAAUUAUUACGGUGGAAUGUGGGAUAUUGAUUUUGAUAGUGUCUCACUAGACGAAAUUGAAGCCCCAGAAUCAACAGAAUUUGAUGAAUUUGUAAGAAGAGUAACAAGCGACGAUAUUCACUACUUUUGCGUGAGUGUCAGAGAAUUAUACAUGAAAGAUGCAAGCAUUUUCUUUACAGACUAUUAUUUUGAUUCACAUUUGAGAGGAAAAUACAAUUUUUGGAAGUGCUAUUGUUGUGGGUUUUACAGACAUUCGAGCGACGUUGAUUUCUCUAUGUGUGACACAUGUAAACUCUUUAACUCUAGCAUGAAAAAGUUGAAGAGAGAUUUAACUGGAAAGGUUGCGAUAGUGACUGGUGGUCGUAUCAAAAUCGGCUUCAUGGUCGCCAAGACUCUUUUGGAGAAUGGAGCCACUGUUAUUGUCACUACUCGGUUCGCACACAAUGCUCAUGAGAAAUUUUUAGAAUAUUCUGACUAUGAAGAAUGGAAAUCUAGAUUAUUUAUCUAUCCUUUGAAUCUUAAAGAUGGAGCAUCGAUCAUGUCAUUCUGUGCCUACAUUAGAAACAACUUUAAACGUAUUGAUUAUUUAAUUAACAAUGCGGCACAAACUGUUCGAAGACCUCUUAAAUAUUACUCCAAAUUGCUCAAAAAUGAAAAGAAGCAUUUAGAUGAAAAGUAUCUGGGAGAAAUUAAGGAGGGAAACAAUCGCAUGGAAGAUUCUGCUGCCACAGAUGGUAAUGAGGCCUCUAGACUUGUCUUGAGAAAUGACAAUUCGAAAGUUGUGGUGUACACGGACGAAAAAACAAUCAAGCAACAUUGUUUGGAUGUCACUGAAAAAUACAACCUCACUAACGAGGAUUUUGAUGCAAAUUUAGAUAACAUGUUUCCAGCAGGCGAAACUGACAAGUUUGGAGAGCAGAAAGAUAAUAGAACGCACCAUUCAUGGACCUACAAGUUACCUGAAGUAGACACGGUUGAAUUAUUAGAGACCCAAAUGAUCAAUAAUAUUGCUCCAACGAUUCUUGUGGCACAAUUAAUGGACAUGAUGCAGCCAACUAUUGACGACAGCUGUAAUUAUGAAAUUGAUGGUUUUUUGACAGGCAAACAUUUGGCAUAUAUUGUCAACGUAGUGUCUCACGAAGGUUUAUUUAAUGUGGAUGGAAAAACUGACUCUCAUGUCCACACGAACAUGUCCAAGGCUGCAUUGAAUAUGCUUACUCGCAGUGCUGCUUCGUAUUAUAGCAAGAAAGGAAUUUUGAUGAAUUCUGCAGAUACAGGUUGGGUUUCCUCUGCCAUUGAGACAUUUAUGGACCCUCCAUUGGAUGUCCAAGACGGCGCCUAUCGAAUUCUUCAUCCAAUUCUGACUGCCUCUCUGGAUUAUGGAAAGUUGUACAAGAAUUACCAUGAAAUUAAAUGGUAG
Messenger RNA from Naegleria lovaniensis, 2976 nucleotides. RefSeq lists its product as uncharacterized. The transcript has 4 exons. The record is from RefSeq and is a predicted model, not a curated record. Lineage: Eukaryota; Heterolobosea; Eutetramitea; Acrasida; Naegleriidae. Bases 1 to 2976 code for a protein of 991 amino acids.